GCCUUCUCCCCGCAGUCUCCUUCUUCCUUGUGAGCCUGGGGGGCACGGCCGUGGGGCUGCUUUUUGCCUUCCUCCUGGCCCUGAUCACGCGGUUCACCAAGCGGGUGCGCAUCAUUGAGCCUCUCUUCGUCUUCCUCCUGGCCUACGUUGCGUACCUCGCUGCUGAGAUGGUUUCCCUGUCCUCCAUCCUGGCGGUCACCUUCUGUGGGAUCUGCUGCAAGAAGUAUGUGGAAGCCAACAUCUCCCAGAAAUCCCGUACCACCGUCAAGUACACCAUGAAGACCCUGGCAAGUAGCUCAGAGACCAUCAUUUUCAUGUUCCUGGGCAUCUCGGCUGUGGAUACCUCCAAGUGGGCAUGGGAUACAACGCUGGUGCUAGGCACCCUGCUCUUCAUCCUGCUCUUCAGAGCCGUGGGUGUUGUCCUCCAGACCUACGUGCUCAACCACUUUCGCCUCAUUCCCCUGGACAGGAUUGAUCAGGUGGUCAUGUCCUAUGGCGGCCUCCGGGGAGCUGUUGCCUUCGCCCUGGUCAUCCUGCUGGAUGGGGCGAAGGUCAAAGCCAAGGACUACUUUGUGGCAACGACCAUCGUGGUGGUGUUCUUCACUGUCAUCGUGCAGGGCCUCACCAUCAAGCCCCUGGUGACGUGGCUGAAGGUGAAGCGCAGUGACCACCACAAGCCCACAUUGAACGAGGAGCUGCACGAGCACGCCUUUGAUCACAUCCUGGCAGCAGUGGAGGACAUUGUGGGGCACCAYGGCUACCAUUACUGGCGGGACAAAUGGGAGCAGUUUGACAAGAAGUACCUCAGCCAGCUCCUGAUGAGGAAAUCUGCCUACAGGCUCCGGGAUGAGAUCUGGGAUGUUUACUACAAGCUGAACAUCCGUGACGCUAUCAGCUUUGUGGACCAGGGUGGCCACGUGCUCUCUGCCGCCAAGCUGGCAUUGCCCUCCAUGCCCAGCCGCACGUCCAUGUCAGAGUCGUCCGUCACAAACCUCCUGAGGGAGAGUGGCAGYGGUGCAUGCCUGGACCUGCAGGUGAUUGACACGGUGCGGAGCCGCCGAGACAAGGAGGACGCCGUGAUGCACCACGUGCUGCGAGGGAGCCUUUACAAGCCCCGCAGGAGGUACAAGGCCAGCUACAGCCGUCACUUCAUCUCUCCAGAUAAACAAGAGCGGCAAGAUAAAGAAGUCUUCCGUCAGAACAUGAAAAGGCGGCUGGAAACCUUCAAGUCCACAAAGCACAACGUCUGCUCUUCCAAGAGCAAAGCCAGGCUAAAGGAGAAGGGUAGGAAAAAGAAGGGCAUCUCUGUGACCAGUGAUUCGCCCAACGAGAAGACACAACGAAAUGUCUCUUGGCAGGAGGCAGCUCCUGUCUUGGUGAUGGUCAGCUCGGAUGAGGAGGAGAGCAACAGCUCAGAGACAGAGCGAGAGGACGACGAGGGGAUCGUGUUCAUCGCUCGAGCCACCGACGAGGUCCUGCAGGGAAAGAAGACUCCUGGCAGCUUGGAUGUCUGUCCCAGCCCUUGCAUCAUCCCACCGUCACCCACCCUGGCAGAGAAGGAGCUGCCGUGGAAAGGAGACCAGGCUGAUCUGGCUGUUUAUGUCUCCUCGGAAACAACCAAAAUCGUGCCAGUGGAUAUGCAGAAAGCGUGGAACCAAAGCAUCUCCUCCCUGGAGAGCAUCGCCUCCCCACCAGGCAUUGAGACGGGAGCCCAGCACAAGAGAUUUACCUGCCCGGUGCUAGAGGAGCAACCCCAGUCUGCCAGCCAGGCGAUGCCAGAGCAGAGCUCCUGCUUCCAGUUCCCCAGCCACGUCUCAAAGAGCAGCAGGUCGCACAGUGACAGCAGUCCAGAUGGCAUCGAGCAGCAGGAGCUGCAGCCCUUGAUGGCCGCAGAGGAGCCGAGCAGGGUAGUGUCCUCUGCAGAACCCAGGUGGCUCAUCCAGUUCAACAGAGCGAGCCACCUUUGAGGUGGACUGUGGAUGGGGAGGGCAUUGGGAUGCUGC
Nothoprocta perdicaria is the source of this 2003-nucleotide messenger RNA. RefSeq names its product sodium/hydrogen exchanger 5-like. The record is from RefSeq and is a predicted model, not a curated record. NCBI's taxonomy places the organism in Eukaryota, Metazoa, Chordata, Aves, Tinamiformes, Tinamidae. The transcript has 12 exons. Gene Ontology annotation, biological process: proton transmembrane transport; sodium ion transport; regulation of pH. Gene Ontology annotation, cellular component: membrane. Gene Ontology annotation, molecular function: sodium:proton antiporter activity. The coding region runs from base 168 to 1967 and encodes 599 amino acids.